AUGCCGCAACUCAAGGGUCGAGCUCUUUUGCUCACCAUCAGUCUUCUCACCUCUCUGGGGUUCAUGUUAAUUGGUUACGACAAUGGUCUCAUGGGAGGACUGGUUGGUGCGCCGGCAUUCAACAAGACGUUUGACCACCCGUCUUCGGACAUGAUCGGAACCAUUGUGGCCAUCUUCGAAAUCGGUUGCUUCGUCGGUGCCAUGGCUACAGCAGUAUUUGGCGAGAAGUUUGGUCGUCGCAAGAGCGUGGCCACGGGCGCUGUCAUCAGCAUACUCGGCGCGAUUCUGCAAGCUACCGCAUACGGCCGAGCGCAUCUCAUUGUCGGCCGGAUUGUCUCUGGAGUCGGUCUGGGUAUAAUCAACUCGACAGUGCCCGUCAUGCAAGCCGAGUUCAGCCCCAAGGCAAGCCGUGGCAUUUUCGUCUGUGCACAGCUCUCGACUUUGAAUUUCGGCAUCUUCCUCGUCUACUGGAUCGACUACGGCUUCGUGAACCACACUGGCAGCUAUGCGUGGCGAAUCCCCACCAUUCUGCAGUGCAUUAUCCUCUUCGCCAUUCUCUUCCUCUUGCUUCUUAUUCCUGAGACGCCCCGAUGGCUCGCAUCGCAUGACCGCCCCGAGGAGUGUUUGAAGGUGUUGGCGCGCGUCGCAGAUUUGCCUGAGGAUGAUGCUGAGAUCCAGAGACUGCACACUGUCAUCACCGAAACCGUCGCAUUUGAGGCAUCGCGACAGGCAGGAUGGGGGGACAUCUUCAAGAGCGACCCUAUCAAGUCGCGAAGACGCUUCUUGAUUGCUUGCGGUAUCCAAAUGUUCCAACAACUUGGUGGCAUCAACGCAAUCAUCUACUAUUCGGGUACUCUCUUCCAAAAGAGCAUUGGAUUCAGCACACACAUGUCUGCCCUGAUGAGCGGCUUCCUUCAGACUUGGUUCUUCGUCGCAUCAUUCAUUCCCUGGUUCCUGAUCGACAGGGUCGGCCGAAGGCCCCUCCUGCUUUCUAUGAUUAGUCUUAUGGCUGCUGUCAUGGCAGUACAGGCUGCUCUCAUCUAUCAGGUCCAGUUCAAGACUGCUUCGUCUCACGGCGCGGGUAUCGCAGCCGCUGCUAUGCUUUUCGUCUUCCAAGGUGCUUUCACCAUUGGUUUCCAAGCCACCGUUUGGGUUUACCCGUCUGAGAUUCUUCCUCUCCGUCUGCGCCAGCGCGGUUCGGCUAUCUCGACGGCAGCCAACUGGAUUUGCAACUACAUCAUUGUACAAAUCACACCCCGUUCUAUCAGCAACAUCGGAUGGCGCACUUACAUUAUUUUUGCCGUGUUGAACGGUUUGUGGGUGCCAAUCAUCUACUUGUUCUUCCCUGAAACCAAGGGCCUGGAGCUGGAAGAUGUCGACCGUCUUUUCUCUGGGGAGAGCCACAGCGAUUUGAUAGACGAAGAGGGAGAUGAGGAGCACGUUCCCAAGGUAAUUGUGGAGCGUCUGGAGAACUCCGGGCAUAAAUAAGCAACUUGGCUGUAGAAAGCAUGGCUUUACGCUUGCUCUACGACAUAUCUCCUAGCAAGUCGAGAUGUGUGAUCAU
This is a messenger RNA of Exserohilum turcica Et28A, 1564 nucleotides long. RefSeq lists its product as uncharacterized. The coding region runs from base 1 to 1488 and encodes 495 amino acids. The record is from RefSeq and is a predicted model, not a curated record. Gene Ontology annotation, cellular component: membrane. Gene Ontology annotation, molecular function: carbohydrate:proton symporter activity. The transcript is spliced from 5 exons. Lineage: Eukaryota; Fungi; Ascomycota; Dothideomycetes; Pleosporales; Pleosporaceae. Gene Ontology annotation, biological process: transmembrane transport; carbohydrate transport.